Epinephelus fuscoguttatus (brown-marbled grouper) is the source of this 1098-nucleotide messenger RNA. Its product is annotated as transcription factor Adf-1-like. Gene Ontology annotation, cellular component: transcription regulator complex; nucleus. The transcript is spliced from 4 exons. The record is from RefSeq and is a predicted model, not a curated record. Gene Ontology annotation, biological process: regulation of transcription by RNA polymerase II. NCBI's taxonomy places the organism in Eukaryota, Metazoa, Chordata, Actinopteri, Perciformes, Serranidae. Bases 198 to 719 code for a protein of 173 amino acids.
AAAGACGCGAAUUUGUGCCGGCGGCGCGAAUGGCGCAAAUGGUGCGACGUGAAUGACGCGACACGAAUGGAGCAAACACGCGAAAUUCGGGUCAUUCGCCUCUUCGCGCAAGUUCAAAAUAUUGAACUCGAGCGAAUUAUUCGCUUGAUGCUGUGUCGGGGCAGCCUAUCAGCGUUGAGAUUUUCCCGUCGUCACCGAUGUCAGUGACGUGCUGCUGUCUCGUUCCGAAAAUGGAGGACAAGCUAAUAAUCGCUGUUUGUGGCCACCCAGAGCUGUAUGACGUUACGUCCCCACACUACAAGCUUCGGACUAAGAAAGACUUGCCGUGGAGGAAAGUGAGUGAGGAGGUCGGUCUGCCUGAGGAGAUAUGCCGCCGCAAGUGGAAGGGACUGAGAGAUACGUAUUUGAAAGAAAAGAAAAAGGAAAGAGAAAGAAAGAGUGGAUCAGCAGGGACAGGAGGAAAGCGGUGGAAGUACUCUGCGGUCCUCUCCUUCCUCGACCCCUUUGUCACCCCGAAAGAAACCAGUGGAAACAUGCGGGUGGGGGUCGAGGAAGAAGACCGGACCGCAGAGUACACACAGGAUGAGGGGCCAGUGGAGGACCAGGGCUCAAAUGCUGCAGCAGCAGAGCCAUCUGAUGUUGACAUGGGAGAUAUGCCUGAUCAUUCAUGUGACAGCAUCCACAGCAAUCCAACCACCCAGAGCGAGGAAGAGGACUAACAAGCGGAGUGACAGGACGGAAAGUGACAGGCGGUCAGAAAUUGAGGCGCUUCUUGUUGCUACUCUGAGGAGGCCGCAAGAACCUGCUCCACCUCCCCCUUCAGAUGAUGAGCUUUUCCUGAGAAGCCUGGUUCCUGCGCUGCAAAGAUUGUCACCCCAGCAGAAGGAAUUUGUAAAAUUUCAAAUACAUAAACUUAUUUAUGAGUCAAGUACUCUUAUCUUAAAUUUGGAACCUGUUGAAUAGGCUGCUGGGGUGACAAUCUGACAAUCUGGUGACAAUCAAAGCCUCACAGUGAUGUCUGCUUUUAUUGCAGUGUAGACAUGCCAAAUUAAGCUGUAUGACAACACAUUAAUAAAAUUUCAUGGAUAAAAAUAAAAA